Molecule: messenger RNA, 5710 nt
Organism: Saccostrea echinata
Lineage: Eukaryota; Metazoa; Mollusca; Bivalvia; Ostreida; Ostreidae
Product: transcription factor MafK-like
Exons: 2
Coding region: 298-753 (151 amino acids)
Biological process (GO): regulation of transcription by RNA polymerase II
Cellular component (GO): nucleus
Molecular function (GO): RNA polymerase II cis-regulatory region sequence-specific DNA binding; DNA-binding transcription factor activity, RNA polymerase II-specific
Source: RefSeq, a predicted model, not a curated record
GAAUGUAAAGUCCUUAUUGUUGUGAAAUCGAAGUGCUGAAUCAUCUAAAAUGGCGGGGCUAGUUCGUCCUCGCUGAGUCAUCAAGUAACGGUGACUGAAUCGACCAAUCAGCGGGAAGACGCGAGGCGCAAAAUACGCAACAAUCCGAGUAUUGCCGAGUUGAUGAAAUCAGUCGUGGAAACAAAUAGUGGAUUAAUUGUCUUCAAAGUAAUUGUUUUGUGAUUCUGGAACUAUACUGGUUUUCUAGGAAAGUAAAGGAUACAGAAUAUUCAAUAUUGAUAGAGGGAAACAGUCACAAUGAGUAAAAAGAUUUUCUUAUCACAAUGCAAGUCAGAGGCGCGGGCCAUGAGGAUGUCAGCCCAGAUAUCAGACGAUGAACUUGUUGCUAUGACAGUGAAAGAACUGAACAAAUUGUUGAAAGGAUUGCCAAGAGAUGAAACCAUCAAGCUGAAACAGCGUCGUCGCACAUUGAAAAAUCGGGGUUAUGCUGCCAACUGCAGAGAAAAGCGCAUGAGCCAGAAGGAAGAGUUGGAAACUGAGAAAGAACGACUCAGAGCAGAGGUGCAUAGAUUACAGAGAGAAAAUGAUGUGGUCAAGAUGGAACUUACUUCCUUGAAAAACAAAUAUGAUGCUCUGCAACGAUUCGCUGAAGUCAACAGAAUCAAAGUUUUGACCCCUCCCAUGUUUCUGACCCCGCCUCACUUUGGUCACAGAGAUUCGAUCAUUGUGAAGUCAGAGCCAUCACAGGCAUAGUGGAAUUGAUCCACAGAGUACGGAAUGUGCUGCACAAACUUACAUGCCCUCAUUUUUGGACUCCAUCAAUGCAGUUUUAUGAAACAAUAUUGCCAAAAACAAUGAAAAAUUUUAAAACAUCACACAUCACAUAAAACUACAGGAGGGGCAAGAAACAUUCUUUUGCUCGAGUUAUGUCUGUGGGAUAGUUCAAGAUAGACAAGACGAAUGCUGCAGUGGACAGAUACACAUAUUGUGUUCAGUUACAUACUCUAUAUACCAGAUAAAUUCUGGUGCAAGAAAUAUACAUUGUUGUCUGUAUGUAUGUAAUACAUGUAUAUAUACAUUGGAACCAAUAUCAAAAUACUAGUUUUGAUGGUCUUUUCUUGACGGUUUGACAUUUGUCAAUAACAAAAUAUGGUGCUUCUUUCCAGUCACGUCAUAGUAUCUCCAUUGACAUAAUCAUAUCAUUUGUUAACAACUUAUUUUGCUGAAAUUACAUACAUAUACAAUGUAUACUUAUCUAAAUAUGGUUGUGUCUUCAAUUUUACCCGACUUUUAUGUUGUGCUGAAUCUUCUUUGUAUUAUGAGCCUUGUUUUUUUUUCCUCUUUUGAACAUGGGAGACUUUUAGAAAUCCGUCUUAAUUACUGGGUUAUGUCAGCAGCAUCAUGUUUAUUUAUUGUUCAGACAUUUAUCUUAUCACACUGUAAGUGUUUGAAAUUAUGUAUUAACUUCUAUUUUUGAAAGAUUACAUGCUCCCAUUUCAAAACUUUCAUUCAAGUCUUUAAUUUCAUGAACAGCUUAAAAAUUGGGGUUUAAUGUUUGGACAUGAACUGGAAUAAUUUUCUAUUCUGUCUUGAGAAAGAUUGUUAAUGUAUUUUAUUCAUCCACAUUUAUCUGUAAUCAUUCCAUGCUGUUUUACAAAGCACAAGAAAUGUUGUGUACAAUAAUGGAUCUAAAAGAAAUUUAUGUAUCUUUAAAUUUAUGUACUUGAAAAGUUCAACAUGUGAAUGAAAUGGUUCCACUUGGAUGAUCUGACAAUUAUGCAGGAAUUUCUGACACGUUUGAAAUUUACAUUAAUGGAGAGUAUUCUAGACACAGGUGAACUACUUAAAGCCAACUUGCUCACUUUAGAUUUUUUUUUUCAUUCAAAUUAAAUACAUUGGAAACAUCCAAAAUAAAAAGCAAUUCAAAUUUAACAAAAUGUAAAAGCAUUUCAAAAUCAUGUAAGAUAAUAUGUGCCAAAUAUUAAUGUAUUCAGAAUGUAGUGAAAUUGAGGGUAUAUAUAGUUUCAGAAUCAUCCAAGUUAAUCACAUUUAAUUAGGUCAUGCAGGGUAAGGUAGAUUUGUAUACACAUUUUCAUCUAUGGUCACAUGCUGGGGAAAUAUAUGAUCAAGUCAGACUUUCUCACAGACAAUUAAAUGCCCUUCACAUUACAUAAAAUAAAUACAAAUUUAUUGCACAUUCUGGCAUUAUGAAAGUAAUGACAAACCUUAAACAGGUAAUUAUGUUUUUUUUUUUAGAAGGGGGUCAAAAUGUUUGUUUUUUAAAUAAUCUUUCAAGUGGAAAAUCAGUUGUGAUGAUAUGCUACUAUUGGGAUGAGACCUACUUUUUGAUUGAGAAUUGAAACACAAACAGAAAGUAGGGGAAAGGUUGACCAGUUUUUAUUUUUAGCUAAAUUCCAAAAGGAUUAUUUUUGGAAAGUGACUAAUUAUGGAAGUUAAAUAGUCAUUUAAGGUGUAAUCACAGUAGUCUGAAUAUUGUUGAAGUGCUAUAAAGAGAUCUAUGUAUUUCUUUUGUACAUAAUAUAUUAUACAGUAUAUUGAUGUUCAUUAUCAGAGUUCAUUCGAGCAUGAUAGUCUUAAAUGUUUAUAUUAAUCUUCCUUUGGAUCUCUUCAAUAGUUAUGUUGUCUUUAAUUUAUCGGAAUACUAACAAAGGUGUUUUAAAGCUCAUAAAAUGGGAUUUAAUUUGGCAUUUCUUCAGAAUAUUAUAAUUAGUUUAAUUAGAUUGGGUGAUAAGAUUCUUUUACCAAAUGAGUAUUUUAUGUGAAUAUUAAAAUGUACUUUUUGGAAUUUAUAAUGAACUGAUUGUCUUAUUUAACAAUUCAAUGAUGACUAACUUAACCCUUAAAAAUCCUAAAAUGUCACAGUUUUCACUGAGCAUUUGAAAUUUCACUAAUGAAUAUUUCAACAAAGAGUAAAUGAUGUUUAUUCUCAAAGAAAGCUUAUCUAUUGAGUUGAUCCAGAGGUUUUUAUUUGUUUGGAUUCCUCUAUUUUAUCUUCACUUCUUUGUUAUGAAUGAGUUUGAGGAUGACUUGUAAAGUUAUCAAAAUUUGUUAAUUUUACAACCAUCUUGUUGAUUGCCGUCCAUUUCUGUAAAUAAAUUUAUUGAUUUGUUUUUGUUUUGCAUAAGUUCAUUUACAUGUAUAGCAGUAUGUUUUUUCCCAUUAAGUAGUGCUAAAGGUGUACACUGUUCAAAAUGAUUUGUGAAGUCAUGCAUAUACUAAUGUACAACAUUGGGUGGAUCUGUAAUUGUUUAGAACUAAGUCUUAAGUUAGCUUUAUGCUAGUGGACUAUUACGAAAUAAUUUUAAAAGGUUUAUAUAAGUGAAAUGUUGAUGAAGUGGGCGUUAGCAAGCUAUCAGUGUGGUCUUAAACAUUUUUGUCUUUUAUUAGUGGGGUUUGGGAGGAUUGUCCAAGUAUGCGACCAGUCAUGCAGACUAACCCUAACCUUCCCAUCGCGUGAUAAUACGAUGUGUCCGUGAUCUAUUUAGGAAUUUAAUGAAUAGACAUGUAAGCUCUUGAUUUAAUUCUGCUACACAGGUCUGAGCAGGUAGAACUGAUAAAACUCACUUACAGGUGUCUUUGUCCAGAAACAAGGAAGUCCUAGAUGAUUUUUCUUAUCAAUGGGGGCCCCUGUUAUUAUGCAUGCAUAAAACUGUGACGCAUUUAUCAUCCUGACAGUUGUUGGAAAUAUGUAAAACAAACAGAUAUAAUUAUUUUGAUGAGAUAUUUCCUCGUAGCUAAGUAUUCAAGAUUUUGUGGACUUAUCUGGAAAAUGCCUCCAUAGACAGAAUUCAAAAAUACGUAGUUUAAAAUAUGACAUUUAAAUUCAGUGCUCCAAUUAAUUCUUUUCCUAUUCUAGCUUUUUUUCCCCAUUCUUUAAUGAGUUCGUUCAUACCUGUAUAGAUUUGGUGUGUGUAGCCGGGUCGAUAGACUUAUCAGAUGGGUGUAAUACUGUUCAGAUACGAAGAGUCCAUCCUCUUCGAAACAUCUACUGAAAACAAUUUUCAAGGGUUGUAGUAAUUGCCAUUGAAAUUUAUUCAAAAUUGCAAAUUGAAAGUACGUACAUUAGAAUGCUUUUGCCGUUUCAGCAUUUUAGGAGGUUGGUUGCGUACUAUUGAUAAAAGGGGGCUGGGUGAAUAGGAUAUGUAUCGUUUUAAUGAAUGUGUUCAUGGAACGUCGCGUCUGCUCGAAUGUCACCACUAACAUAGUUGAAUUCGUUUCAAAAACUGUGACGAAAAGUUCUAAAAUUCGAUCCACGCAAUGUAGUAAUGUACUCCUUCAACAUUAAAAUCUUUGUUUUGUCCAACUCGGAAGUUGCAACAACCUGAAAGUUAAUGAAAUUUUCUUUCCACUCUUAUGAUUCGUAUGAUUCUACCUCUUCGUCUGUUUUUAGAAUAUUUUACUUUCUAUGGAAAAAAGAAGUUUAUUUACUCUGAUUGUAACUUGAUCAUUUUGACAGUUAUUGUAUAUGCUGUUAAGGGUGUCAUGUAGUACGUGUCGACAACGAUGUGAAUCGCUUGUAUGUAUAACAUAUAUUGUUAUUUAUGUUGUGAUGAGGUUUGACAUUCCAGAAGGUACUAGUGCAUUGACACAUGUUUGGGAACAUUCUUCUGUCUUAUUUUUUUUAAAUCUAGAUAUGUUUAAGCGCUUUUUAUUUGUGAUUAUCUUUUGACUAUGGAUCCUGUCAGAGGGUAUUUUGUACCUUUUGACUGAUCUACCAUGACAGACGGGGAAGGUUUUGUCACACAAAGCAAAGAAAUCUCAACUUUGUACACAAUUAUGCACUUUAAUUUAAGAUCAAGAGGCAAAAUGUAGCUAAUAUGAAUUUUUGAAAAAGGGGGGGGGGGAUGAGUAUGAUGAAACAUUAAUGUCGUUGAGAGUUCUUUCUCCUGUUGAGCUGUUUGUUGCUUACUUUCUAACAAUGUUUUUAUCUUGGUGACCUCCUCAGUGGUCAUGUUAUGUAGUUUUGAUUGAUAUGUUAUUCCAAGACACUGGACAAACAAUGUGUACAAGUUCUCUAAUUGUUUUGACUCAUUUAUUGGAAUUUCUAUUUUUAUCCCCCAGAGAAAACUUUUUUUGGACUUGAAUUUCUCUUAGAAAUGAAACCUUGUCGUUUAUACUUGUGAAGUAAAGCAUGUUUGUCCUUUGUCUUGGGAAGGAUGUUGGUGCAAUAGGAUAUAUAGAAAGACGUGGUCAUUAGGCAGCUCUGUGUGUACCUAACUAGCCUGUCCUUGUCCAAUAUUUUUUAAUAAUCUCAAGAUUGACAAGUAGCUCUUGCUAUUUUAGAAUUUUGGGUUAAGAUACUUUCUUAUUCCAUUUCUUUUAUUAUUUAUGGUACAUUGUAAUGCUAGGUUUUUGUAUUUAAGUUUGAGAAAGUACUAUGUUGCUCUUGUUUCUACAAAACAAGUGUAGCAAGUUCGAUGUAAAUGAACAGAUAAUUUGAACAAAAUCCCUUGGAGAAAAAAAAUACCCCAAAAUAUUUGUUUGGUUUUUUUUAAUAACUUGAAUAAAAGAGGUCAUGUAAUUCUUGUUUCAAGUUCAAGGGAUUCUGUUAUUCAGUUGUAAAUAUAAUACCAUAACAAUUACACCUGAAUUCAUUGUAUCAUUUCAACGAAAUUUAAUGUGUACAAAACGAAAAGGAUCACUGUAAAUUGCUCUACAAACCACGUAAUAAAACAUUAAAAAGCUUUGA